CCAGCCAUGAAGCAUUCGAUAUGCAAGAAUUGCGACACGAUGCUCAUUGAUGGGUCUACAUGCACGAGCGAGGUGGAGAAUAGGAGUAAGGGGGGCAAGAAACCAUGGGCGGAUGUAUUAGUUCGGAAAUGCAAUAUCUGUGGUUUUGCGCGAAGAUUCCCUGUGGCAGCAGAGAGGCAGAAAAGGCGGCCACUUCGCUCGCGGGAGGAGCAAUUUGCUGCGCAGAAUGACAAGGACAGUUGAGAUUCGAAGAUAUCAAGGCAUGUUUACGAUCUAAUAACCACGGGCCUUCACCAUGGAAAACGCCAGCAUUACAAAGACUCUAGCAGGUCUUUCUCGGGUUCAAAGACUGAAUCUACAAGGAAGACCACGCGCUUGAAAGAAAGCACUCCUCAACCUUGGAGGGUCGGGGAUAUGGGCUCCACAAGGG
This is a messenger RNA of Amorphotheca resinae ATCC 22711, 430 nucleotides long. RefSeq lists its product as hypothetical. Bases 40 to 243 code for a protein of 67 amino acids. The transcript has a single exon. Lineage: Eukaryota; Fungi; Ascomycota; Leotiomycetes; Helotiales; Amorphothecaceae. Gene Ontology annotation, biological process: RNA processing. The record is from RefSeq and is a predicted model, not a curated record.